This is a messenger RNA of Diachasma alloeum, 2622 nucleotides long. Its product is annotated as ras-related protein M-Ras. NCBI's taxonomy places the organism in Eukaryota, Metazoa, Arthropoda, Insecta, Hymenoptera, Braconidae. The record is from RefSeq and is a predicted model, not a curated record. The transcript has 3 exons. Gene Ontology annotation, molecular function: GTP binding; GDP binding; GTPase activity. Bases 294 to 890 code for a protein of 198 amino acids. Gene Ontology annotation, biological process: signal transduction. Gene Ontology annotation, cellular component: plasma membrane.
GCUUUUCUGCAGUUCCACUACCCAGAACUAAGCCUCCACCCCUAAUUCCGAGAAAUUAACCUCACACGACACAACUGAGAACAAGACCCCGGCUCGCACAAAUGUAAUUUAUUAAUUUAUUCUGAUGAGGGAGUUGAGACAGACCCACCCCACAAAACGCAACAAAAAAGAAUAAAAUCAAAGUAUCGACGAUAAAUCACUUCCUCAUUCAAUUCCUCCGUAAAACACGUGUGAACAAUUGACGUUAGGGAAUAAAUACCAUUCGAGAAGCCGAGGUGAAAGGGAAAAUCAGGAUGACGAGACCGCCGAACAACGAGAACCUCUUGACAUUCAAAUUAGUUGUGGUUGGCGAUGGGGGUGUGGGCAAGAGUGCCCUGACCAUUCAGUUCUUCCAGAAGCUUUUCGUAACGGACUACGACCCAACGAUAGAAGACAGUUACAUCCAGCAUACUGAGGUGGACAAGCAGUGGUGCAUCCUCGAUGUGCUAGACACAGCGGGUCAGGAGGAGUUCAGCGCAAUGCGAGAGCAAUACAUGCGCAAGGGGGACGGAUUCCUCCUGGUGUACUCCGUCACGGACAAGCAGUCUUACGAAAAUAUUAUCAAUUUUUACACGCAAAUCCUCCGGGUCAAGGACAGAGAUGUUUAUCCGAUGUUGCUAGUUGCUAAUAAAGUCGAUUUGGUGCACCUGAGGAAAGUUACUGAGGAGCAGGGGAGGGAAUUGGCGCACAGGCUGGGCAUUCCUUAUAUUGAAACUUCAGCGAAGGAUCCACCACUCAAUGUUGAUGCAGCAUUUCACGAGGUUGUACGAAUAAUAUGGAACCAACCGCCCACAGAACUGGAAAAAAAUCGCCGGAAAAGAAGGCGAUCUGGCAAAUGCAAUAUUCUGUGAAUUCUCUGCCCAAAGUAAUUUGCAGGUAAAUCCAAUCAGCCGCAUUGUAAAAUACUGACUAUUGAGAUGGCUAGACCACCGUAUGAUAAUUGACACAACAAUUAACUAUACUGCCUGUGGAAUUUUCCUUCCUGGAAAAUGCUAAAAACUCAUCAUCAGAAUGUUUCAACUGAUGCAAAUGAAAAUAAUGAAAUGUUGCUAUUCAGAGGACUGAGGCACCUAUUCUAGCGGCAAAAACUUGACGUAGAAUUACGAAAAACAGUGUGAAAGUUCUCUGUAGCUGUGAUAAUCGGCGAUAAACGCUGAAUCGUCGAGGAAUACGAGUUGUUUAAAUUUCGUGGCUUGAUAUUGUAAAGACGUUAUCAAUUGUAAUAUGUGAACAUUAUUAUGUACCAAAACAAGCACAAUCGAAGAGUAUAGAUUUUCUACGAUCUCAUCAUUAUAAUAAUGAUUAACGUUUUGGAUAAGAAGGGCGAAAACUAUAUCGGAAUGCUUUUUAUUUUUUCAAUGAUCCAGGAUAUCUAACGAAAUGUAGUUAACGAUUACGAUAUCCAUAGAGAUGAAUUGACGGGGCUUCUCAGUGAUGAAGUGCUGUCGCUAAAUGACUAUAAUUAUUUUUAUAAUCAAUGAGCUAAUGAUGAACACGCGGUACGUGCAGAAAAUAUACUCUAUCCGGUGAUUACGAGAUGAUUAAAUUUUUAAUGUGAUGAUUUUUGGUUUAAGAAUUCAUUAUGGAAGGGAUCGUGAGGAUUUGAUUUUUAAGAAUUGAUCUUUAAUUUUUAGGAAUUGAAAUUGAAGAUAAAUUUCAUUAUUAUGAAAUUACACGAGUUUUCAUGAAUUUUCAAAUUCUUGGAUUUGAUUUAUUACGUUUUACUUGAUGAAAUCAUGAAUAUUUAUUUUUUUAUGAAUUUAUCCUUUCAUUUGGAUAAGUUUGUAGAAAUUAAUUCCCAGUUUUUAGAAAUUAAUUAGUAACAAAAUCCCAAAAUUAAUUAUAUUAAUAUCCCAAAUCCCUAAAAUGUCGACUGUUUUUUCCUCUUCAGUUUCUGAACAUCACAAUUUCAUUUUCGUAUUUAAUUCGCACACUCUCACAACAGCAGUAUAAUAUUGUUAUUUAAUUCACAAUUUCACACGAAGAAAAUCAAUUCGCCAACACUUUGCAAACACAUGAGUAUUAAAUAGGAAAUUUAUGAAAGAAUUGAUGCCAUACGGCCUAUUUUUAGUAUGCAACGUAAGAAUAAAACUGAAAACUAAGUGAAAUGAGGAGACGAGAAGCACAAAACAUAUGCACGAAAUGUGAAUUUGGUUUAUGUGUAUGUGUGAUUUCGUGUGAGUGUUCUUGGAGAAAUGAAUUUUGUUAUUUGUCAAGAGUAUAAAAUUACUGAAUUAUAGAUAGACAUUCGUAUAAAUAUGAUUAAACACGCGUACAUGUAUUCUCAGAUGUAAAAAAUCCACAUCUGCAGGAGUAUAUUUAUGUAUGUGACAAUAAAAAUCCUGAAAAGAGAAUCUGCUUCACGGACAUUGCAACACCGAGGGAAAAAGUUAUUUAUACCAAAGAAAAGCUCGAAAUUUCGGUCUUAAUUAUUACACGAAUGAGUGAGUUUGAGUGGAGUAAUUUCUUUUCUGGAUUCCAUGUCGUCAUUCUGAUGUAUCUUCUUGUCUUGUAAAUAAAAUCAAAGCAAUAACUAUUUAUAUUUGCAAGAGAACAAUAAAGUUGGUGACUUGUGAAGAGAGA